Molecule: messenger RNA, 1749 nt
Organism: Physcomitrium patens
Lineage: Eukaryota; Viridiplantae; Streptophyta; Bryopsida; Funariales; Funariaceae
Source: RefSeq, a predicted model, not a curated record
GGUUAUAGUAUUGCCUCAAUUCCGGAUCCAGUUGCCGCACAUGGUUGCCAACAUUUGAUCGAUGUUGAUGUGGCAUUCUGUGAAGUUAGACAUAAUAUGUUGGAGUCGAUUGAACGAGCUACUUGGGUGUUCGACUCUCCUCACGCAUUGUCCGGCAAGCACUCGUUUGUUGGGUUAAACUCAUUACGUCCUGAGCAGAGGCUGAUCGAACCUUGUACCACCUUCAACCUCAGCUCUUAGUCCAAUUUGAAAGGAGACUCGUAAUGCUGUGAAUUACAAGUGCGCGAGGUCAGAGCGCGACACUUAUUUUUUGAAGCUUUCAAGGAGAGUGGAGACUGGCAAGUGCCUUUUUUGCCCCAAAUUUAAUUGUCUCCCCAUUUUGAGUGUCAUGGCUAGCUAUAUAGCUCCAUUUCUUGGAGCCCAUAAACUCAAAUUUCUAAUCGAGAGAUAGUCAAGGUUGGAUAAUCACUAUGCCGCUCUAAGAAUGCCGUAUUGUGACAUGAUCGUGUAUUGCGUAGCGUAGGAGUGAUCGAUUAUCACGGAUGGGGGCUCAAGUAUCCAAGGAAAGGCUGGUGAAAAAGGAGAAACGCCAACUGAAGGAGAAAGUCUCCACCUGCGACAUCACUUUCCCAGGAUGCGACUUCCACCACCCUAACCACAAGGAAUGGAUGUCCACCCUCCCCCUCCAGAACCUCAAGCUCCGCGACGUCGUCUGGCCGGGCACCCAUGACUCUGCCACCAACAAGAUCGGCGUGCCAGGGAUCUCUCGCCCCUUCGCUCGCUGCCAAAAGCUCUCCUGCUACAACCAGCUCUGCAUAGGCGUGCGGGUGCUAGACAUCCGCGUGCAAGAAGAUCGCAGAGUAUGCCACGGCUGCCUCAAAUCCUACCUCGUGGACGUUGUCAUCAAUGACCUCAAAAAAUUCCUGGCAGAAACCAGCAAGGAGUUCGUCAUCCUUGAAAUUCGGACCGAGUUCAACUACAAGGACCCUCCCGCAUUCGAUCAGUGGCUCAUCUCGCAGCUGGGCGACCAUCUCGUCCCCCAAAAUGCCAGCUUCCUUGGCAGACCCUUGAUAGAGCUUCUCCCAAAGCGUGUGAUUUGCAUCUGGAGGCCCCGGCAAUCCCCGGCUCCAUCUCCAGGCUCCCCGCUCUGGAGCUCCGCAUAUUUGAAAGACAACUGGAUCGACACUGACCUACCGCUUACGAAGUUCUCUGUCAAUAUCACAAACCUACAGAAACACCCGCCUAACGAUCAGAGGUCGUAUUUCUACAGGGUGGAGAAUACUGCAACGCCGCAAGUUACAGGGCCUGUUCUGUGUGUGUAUCCUGUUACGAGCAGAAUUCGGGGGUAUGCGAGGUUAUUUUUGGCAGAGGUGUUCAAAGAGGGGCUGGGUGACCGGUUGCAGAUCUUCUCUGGGGACUUUGUGGAGCCAGAUUUUGUAGACAAUUGCAUUGGCGUCACGAUUGCUAGGAAUAACUUGCAGUUGGAGCAGUCCGAUGCCACUGGAUAGAGGGACGGCUGCUACAAUCGGAAAUGAGAGGCAGCCUUGGAAGGUCGUUGAGGGUCAUGGCGAUGGAGAAAACAUGCUAGCAACGUUGAUUCUGCUUCUGCUGUAAAAUGGUAUUAAAAAAUGUUUGGUCUCAGUAAGUAGAACAAAAGAUUGUUAUAAAUAGAGAUCAUUGUCUCAGGAUUCUUCUGAAUUGCUUGUACAGCUUCUCAAAUCUUUCGAAAUUCGCAUUCUUAUUCUCUAA